This is a messenger RNA of Pan troglodytes (chimpanzee), 2982 nucleotides long. RefSeq lists its product as uncharacterized. The record is from RefSeq and is a predicted model, not a curated record. NCBI's taxonomy places the organism in Eukaryota, Metazoa, Chordata, Mammalia, Primates, Hominidae. Bases 1 to 756 code for a protein of 251 amino acids. The transcript has a single exon.
AUGGCGUCUGCGCAUGCGCCUCGGCUCCGCAGACAUAAAGCCGGGUCUGGCGGGGCAGGAGGCGGCGGGUCUUCGGGCCUAGGCGAGCGCCGGGUCUCCCGACGGAAAUUACCGAAGGCUGGCAGAGGCGCCGAAGCCGGGAGUGGUGGAGCCGGAGGGGAUAGUGGGGGUGGGGAAUUCCGGCCGAAGGAGCGAAUCCGGGUCGGACUGCGUGAUUUCGGCUCGGUGGGGGUGGGCAGGGUGCGCGCCUGCCGCGCGCCCAGGUUAGGUGUGUCCGCUCUUUUCACACUCGCGGCCGGCGCGCGCGGGCACGCGGCAGAGGAGGGGGCGCGGCGCGGAAGGGCCGGCGGAGGCGGCGGGAGCGCCGGCGCUUGGUGUGCGCGCCCUGGGUGGUGUCCCCCGCCUGCGGAAUGGGUAAUGAGGCUUUUCUCCGCAGCAACAGCAUCACGAGUUUCAGUUCCCAGGAGCCCGCCGCCGCGGCUGCUGCCGCUGCCACGACAUGAGUCAGGCUUUCUUCCCUGGCGCGUGGCGGAAACCUCCUCCCCCUCGCCGCACCUGGGCUCGCCCCCGGCCCUUGCCUCCUCGGGGGAUGCCCUAGGGCCGGGAGCUGUGGGGUCUACUGAAGGCCGGUGGCUCCCGGUGAUAGGUGUUGUCUUUUGUGCAGUGCAGUUGCUGCCAUGCGGUCCCCUCGCCCUUCCACGAGCGGGGGCGAGGCGGCCGGGCAGAUGUUGCAGCUGUUUCCAGUUAACUGCCUGAGCUCCUCUGGGCUAGGCUCUUCUCUAACGAGGAGUGGUUGCAAUCCAUCCUUAACUGGAGGACAGAAGCAGGCCGGCCCUGUAAUCGACUGACCUCAACAGGUGUCUCCAAGCAGCGACGCCUUUUUCGUUCAUCGUCCUGGCUAUAUCCCCCAUUGGUUUGACUCAGGAGGCAAGGUGGUCCGGACAUGUGAGCAACACAAAUGAUAAGAAUGCCUUUUAGGGCUAGAAAAGAAAAAGCCAUCCGAAAUUCCAGUUUAAAAAUACACACACACACACACGUUACAUUUCAUGGGUCCAACUGUAGUUCUACAGAAGCAAUGUUAGGUUUGAUUGGGGGCAAUUUACUGGCGGUUACUUUCUUGGUAUUUCAUGUCAAAACCUAGUUCUAAGCGUUUCUUACCAAUAAUCGAGAAUGUAAGUCUUUCCCAGGAAUUUAAAAAUGAUAAAGCAAGCCGAAAAACUGUAGGGAGGAAUUUUCAUUUUGUUAAAUUUAGGUUGUUAGGGGAAUCAACGCUUAUGGUUAGACCUCUGAUUCAGGAAGUCUCAAGGAUUUACAUUCCUAUUUCAGAAGAUUGUUAAAGCAAAAACGAUUGUCAUUUGCAGUUUUGAUACACCUCUAGUUGUCAGUUCAACUUUUUACCUUUAGUUUUCUCUGAACUCUUCCUCUUGCUCCAAGGGGAGGCCUUCAAAAAGUGAAUUAUGUCACCAUUUGCAUGUUAUUGAAUAGAAGUGCACUCUUAACAUCCCAUUUAUCCAGUGUCAAAGCUAUGAUACAUUGUUGCUUUAUGUGGGGUCUCCCACACUGAAAAGAAAAAUCCGGACUUCAUUUAUUUAUUUAUUUAUUUAUUUAUUUUUUACUUUAUAUUGCUAAUGUAAACCUCUGCUAGAAGUAAAUAGGCUCUCGCAAAUAUUCAAAGUGAUACAGUAAUAAACAUCAAAUAUGUUUGAGAAGACUACUUGUUCUAUGAUAUUAAUAUGUGAUUGGUUGUUUUUAUAGAACUGUGGCUAUUUGUGUUUUCACAAAAAUAAUUUCUUUUUUACUUCUUGAGCUUUUGUUGCAAGUGAUAUGCCUGGUUAAUCGCUGCCAUCCAUUGUUGAAAUGCAAAUUUGACAUUCUUUUUCAAUAGUUCUUGAAUGGAAAAUAGAAACUACCCUAACCGAUUGAAACUGCAAUGGAAUGUAGAUGGGUGGAAUGUCCUUUCUUUGGACUGCCGUAUGAAAGAAAAUGCUCUUGAUCUCUCAAAAUGUAGCCUUAAGUCAAAGGUUUUUUGUUUUGUUUUGUUUUUUAAGUCAAAGUUUUAAAUUACCCCAAACAGCAGCUGUACACCCUUUGGGCCACCUAAAUAACUCACUAUGAUUGUGCUGAUAUGCUUUGACGCUUAAUAAACACAUAUAUUAAAGUCUUACCCAAAGCUGAUAGAGUAAAAGAGCUGUUGAGAUAGCCCUCUGGAAGCAGAUACUUGUUCUAAUGACCAGUAGCAAAGGGUACUGUUUGAGCUGUUUUGAUGGGGGAGGAAGGGUUGGGGUGUUAUUCCCUUUAAAAUAAAGGUUUAAAAAAAAUCCAGAAUUUAAGACGUAAGAAAAUAAGAUCUUUUGAAGUGUAUUAAUUUUUGCCUGCCAUAUCACUUUCAAACUCCUGCUUAGGCUGCAUCAAGUCCCACUAAGAUAUAAAGAGCAAGUCAGCCGGGUGCGGUGGCUCGUGCCUAUAAUCCCAGCACUUUAGGAGGCUGAGGCGGGCGGAUCACGAGGUGAGGAGAUCAAGACCAUUCUGGCUAACGCGGUGAAACCCCGUCUCUACUAAAAAUACGAAAAAUUAGCUGGGCGUGGUGGCAGGUGCCUGUAGUCCCAGCUACGUGAGAGGCUGAGGCAGGGGAAUGUCGUGAACCUGGGAGGCGGAGCUUGCAGUGAGCCGAGAUCAGGCCACUACACUCCAGCCUGGGCGACAGAGCGAGACUCCGUCUCAAAAAAAUAAAAAUAAAAAAUAAAAAGGGCAACUCUACAGUUAGGGAAAUCUGAGUUUCAAAAAUCUGGGUCUCUCCCCCUCCAAAAUUCUUACGACAGCAAUAUAUGAACACAAAUACAUUGAAACAAGGAGAAGGCACCUCAAGAGCCAGAUUUUGUUAUACUAUCAUCUUUUAAUUAAAAAGGUCUGGAUUUUUAUUAUAUAAACAUUAAAUGCCGACUGCUAUGUAUAAUAAAGUCAUUAAAUCCUUUAAACCAAGUA